AUGUUCGCGAAAGUUUGGCGCGUCGUGCUGGAUAACUUUCACCCGUUCGUCAUCGCGGGUCCGCUGACGUUCGCGUACCACGAGGCGGUGUACUUCGGCGCGUGGACGCCGUGGUUGGCGAUGGAUCAGUUUGAAUACUUUAAGCGAUGGAAGAUACAGCCGGAUAAAACGCCGAGCAAGGAAAUGGUGAUGAAGUGCCUGACGAAGCUUUUGAAGUCGCACGUGUUCAUUCAGUUGCCGAUGCAAAUGAUGUUUUAUUUCGUGGCGCCGUACUUUGGAUUUUCGCUGGCGAUGGAGGCGUUGCCGAAAUCGAGGGAUUUGUUGUGGCAGAUUCCGGUGUUUUUCGCGAUUGAAGAUUUCUACUUUUACUGGGUUCACAGGGGAUUGCACCAUAAGCGGGUGUACAAGUACGUGCACAAGAUUCAUCACGAGCACAAAUUUCCGUUCGGCAUCGCCGCCGAGUACGCGCACCCGGUGGAGACGUUCUUUUUGGGCAUCGGCACGUUGCUCGGGCCGUUGUUUUUCGCCAAGCACAUGGUGACGCUGUGGGUUUGGUUGUUUUUCAGGCUCGUGGAAACGGUGGAGGAUCACUCUGGCUACGACGUGCCGUGGAAUCCCACAAAUUUGAUUCCAUUUUGGGGUGGCGCGGUGCACCACGAUUUCCAUCACAAGACGUUCGAAGGGCCGUACUCGAGCGUUUUCACGUGGUGCGACUGGAUGUUUGGCACGGAUAAGGAAUUUAGAAAGCAUCAACUCAAGCUUAGAGGUGGGAGUGAGUCUUUGGCGUACCCAGCCGUGUUCCGAGGCGCGCCGAACGAGCGCUCCUUGCCUUCCAAGAAGGUGGAUUAG
Molecule: messenger RNA, 849 nt
Organism: Ostreococcus lucimarinus CCE9901
Lineage: Eukaryota; Viridiplantae; Chlorophyta; Mamiellophyceae; Mamiellales; Bathycoccaceae
Exons: 1
Coding region: 1-849 (282 amino acids)
Biological process (GO): sterol biosynthetic process
Molecular function (GO): C-4 methylsterol oxidase activity; iron ion binding
Source: RefSeq, a predicted model, not a curated record